Coturnix japonica (Japanese quail) is the source of this 1954-nucleotide messenger RNA. RefSeq names its product cystathionine gamma-lyase (gene CTH). Gene Ontology annotation, cellular component: cytoplasm. Gene Ontology annotation, molecular function: cystathionine gamma-lyase activity; pyridoxal phosphate binding. The record is from RefSeq and is a predicted model, not a curated record. Lineage: Eukaryota; Metazoa; Chordata; Aves; Galliformes; Phasianidae. Gene Ontology annotation, biological process: transsulfuration.
CCCGGGCGGAGCCGUGGCCGUAAAGGGGCGUGCGGGGCCGGAGCGGCGGCAGUCGGAUCGCAGCCAUGAACGGCGGUUACUUGCGGCCCUUCGAGCACUUCAGCACGCAGGCCAUCCAUGCCGGGCAGGAUCCCGACCAGUGGCGGUCGGGCGCCCUGGUGCCGCCGCUCUCGCUCUCCACCACGUUCAAGCAGAAGGCGCCCGGCGAGUUCAUGCUGGGUUAUGAUUACAGCCGGUGUGGAAACCCUACCCGAAGCUGCCUGGAGGAGGCUAUAGCUGUGCUGGAUGGAGCGAAAUACUCUUUGGCAUAUGCUUCUGGCUUAGCUGCUACUGUGAAUAUUACUCACCUGUUGAAGGCAGGAGAUACAAUUAUCUGUAUGGAUGAUGUCUAUGGAGGUACAAACAGAUACUUCCAGACAAUAGCCUCGGAAAUGGGCUUAAAAAUAGUUUUUGUGGACUGUACAAAAUUGAAAUGCCUGGAAGCUGCAAUUACACCUGAGACUAAGCUUGUUUGGAUUGAAACGCCCACAAACCCCACGCUGAAGGUCAUUGAUAUUCAGGGCUGUGCUGAUGUGGUCCAUAAGCAUAAAGAUAUUCUUCUGGCAGUAGACAACAGUUUUAUGUCUCCAUAUUUCCAGCGUCCUUUGUCCCUGGGAGCUGACAUCUGUAUGUAUUCUGCAACCAAAUAUGUGAAUGGGCACAGUGAUGUUGUGAUGGGGCUCGUUUCAGUAAAUCGUGAUGAUCUGUACGAAAGGCUGAAAUUCUUACAAGGCUCAAUCGGAGCCAUUCCGUCUCCCUUUGACUGCUUCCUCUGCAACCGGGGUCUGAAGACUCUGAAGCUGCGGAUGAAUCAACACUUCCACAAUGCUUUGGCUGUGGGUCGAUUCCUUGAGUCAAAUCCCAGAGUGGAGAAAGUCAUUUACCCAGGAUUGCCUUCCCACCCCCAGCACCAGCUGGUCAAGCGGCAGUGCACCGGCUGUUCAGGGAUGCUGUCAUUUUACAUUAAAGGAAACCUCAAACAUGCUACUAUCUUUCUGAAGAGCAUAAAGGUGUUCACACUGGCUGAGAGCCUGGGAGGAUAUGAAAGCUUAGCAGAGCUUCCGGCUGUCAUGACUCAUGCUUCAGUGCGUAAAGAAGACAGAGAAGCUCUUGGAAUCAGCGAUACAUUAAUUCGCCUGUCAAUUGGUUUGGAAGAUGAGGAAGAUUUAGUGGAAGACCUAGACCAAGCUCUGAAAGCUGCAAUCCCUGACCCUAAGGCUUUGAAAUGAUGGCUGAAACCUGGAGACAUCUAAAGAAGAUGAUGCAGAAAAUCAAACGGCUGACAAUUUUUCUUUGAUAUACCUUUGAGAACUGAAAUCUAUUCAAUCAAACUCUGGGUUCCUGGGGAGCUGUCACUUUGUGGUACCAUGCUUGUUGGGCUCGUGUCUGGUUGUGCACGUGCUGUGCACUGUGACAUGAAGCCUGUGCUGUUCUGUGUGUCCAUUUCUGCUGUGCUGUGACCCUCUUUCUUUGGAACUGGUGGGUCAGUAAGUUGUGUUUGAGAGCAGCCAUGAGACACACUCAGGAAUACUGUCAUGAUUCUCUCCAGGGAGAUGGAUGUUUCCCAUUUGCCUUACUAAUGCUUUAGGGGUGCCGGAUCAGUAGGGUUUGUUUCUGCUAAUGCUCUUUAGGAUGCAAAUUUCUGUUUUUCUUAUCUCUUCUAAUCUAACUGUUUAACCUAAAUAUUGCUGAUAACGUUUAGAUUUUCCUUUUUAAUGAGGUUUUGAAAUCUGGUUUAGUACUUUUUCAUCUUUUAUGGGAUAUUGAAGCAAAAUCCAAUGUCUGGUUAAGAAUUGCAGCUUUUUAAAGGUGAUUCUCUGACCUAAAAAAAAAAUUAUAAUGUGCUAACUGUGGUAAUGAUUUGGUUUUUAGAGUUAGGAUCGUUUUGAUUAAAACACAAUUUGAAUCUCUCUGA